CGGCUUCAAUGUGAUCAGCUUGUGAAUUUGUCACAGUUUUCGCUAUUCUUAAUCGCACACAUCUUAUUGUUUAUCACUUCCUUCGAGAAUCUUAUUGGAUUCUGAAUCUCUGAUUGCGAACAAAGGUUAAUUGAUUUUGAACCAUUUUCUUGGAUUUGGAUUUGAAUUGAGUCAUGUCCUGCAUCUGAGAAAUUGAUCGAAUCUUCGAUUUGAAAUUCCAGAAGAAAGAACUGAAUCGCCUUGAUCUCAUAGUGUAAAACGUGUUUGGGUUAAAAUUGGUGAAUGCAUACAGGACUGCAAGUGGAACGUUUCACGAUGGAGAUUUUCUUCUAAACCAGAAGGGGCUAAAGCUGACGUCAGAUGAUAAGCAAUAGAGGCCUUCUGAUUGCAAAGAGCUUGAUUUUGAAAUCACUGCUGAAGACUUGGAGACUAUGAGAGUCAUCGGCAAAGGCAGCAGUGGAGUUGUACAAUUGGUUAGACACAAAUGGGUUGGCAAGUUAUUUGCUAUGAAGGGUCAUACAAAUGAACAUACAAGAGAAAAUCCGCAAGCAAAUUGUCCAGGAGCUCAAAAUAAACCAAGCAUCGUCUCAGUGUCCACAUGUUGCUGUCUGUUACCAUUCUUUCUAUCACAAUGGAGCCUUUUCCCUUGUGCUCGAAUACAUGGACCGUGGCUCUCUUGUUGAUGUCAUAAGACAAGUGAAGACUAUCCUUGAGCCUUACCUUGCUGUUGUCUGUAAACAGGUUUUGCAGGGCCUUGUGUACCUGCACAACGAAAGACAUGUCAUACACAGAGACAUUAAACCAUCAAACCUUCUUGUGAAUCAUAAAGGAGAUGUGAACAUACAUGACCAUGUCUUUUUUUACUCCUUUACUUUACAGCCUGAGAGGAUAAGUGGAAGCACAUACGACUACAGCAGCGACAUUUGGAGUUUGGGGAUGUCAGUGUUAGAAUGUGCAAUAGGAAGAUUCCCAUACUUGGAAUCUGAAGACCAGCAAAACCCGCCUAGCUUUUAUGAGCUUUUGGCAGCAAUCAUAGAGAGUCCACCACCAACUGCUCCUUCUGUUCAAUUCUCACCUGAAUUUUGCUCCUUUGUAUCAGCCUGCUUACAAAAGGAUCCUCCAGCAAGAGCAUCAUCCUUGGACCUAUUGUCUCAUCCAUUCAUAAAGAAGUUUGAGGACAUGGAUAUUGAUCUCGGGGUACUUGUUGGAACUCUGGAACCACCUGUUAACUGCCUUAGAUAAGUAAGCCCUCCUUUUUCUUCUGCAUUUUGUAUAUGAUAUGAUAAGAUACAUGAUAUGUAAUGUGUCCGAGUGUCGGAAAAGAUUAUUAUUACUUAAUGAACAAAAAUGGAUGAGAUUUUCCCUUUUA
Molecule: messenger RNA, 1369 nt
Organism: Brassica napus (rape)
Lineage: Eukaryota; Viridiplantae; Streptophyta; Magnoliopsida; Brassicales; Brassicaceae
Product: mitogen-activated protein kinase kinase 6
Exons: 6
Coding region: 523-1242 (239 amino acids)
Biological process (GO): protein phosphorylation
Cellular component (GO): cytoplasm
Molecular function (GO): ATP binding; protein kinase activity
Source: RefSeq, a predicted model, not a curated record